CCGUACAAAGUGAACUCAGGGAUACGGGACCAGUUGUAUUUAAAACCGUCUACUGAGCCCAGUGAUCUGUAUUAGGUUUCUUUUGGUGUUAUCUAAAAGAUCUUAUCUAGAAAAGUUUAGAAAGUUACAAACUUAGCCCAUACUGCUGUAUAACAUUCCAGUCAAGAUUAUCUGAUAAAAAGUUACGUCAAAGUUUAUCAAACAGUUCUAAUUCUGAUUUAGAUAUCAUUUAUUGAUUUUAUCGAUCUCGUGUUUACACAGUCUAAGUACAUAAACCGCCGAAGAUUUUAUUUAGUGUCAUUGAGAAAAAAGCCGCAUAGAUUAUUAUAUCAUAGUCCAUUCUUAAUUAAUAUAGAUACUUCAUUUGUUAACGCAAAUCUACGACCUUGAAAAUCAAGAACAAUGGCCGGUCAAAUAAUGAGAUGGAUUUUAGGUUGUGGUUUUCUAAAUAAUAAAUCAAAGCAAUACACGUACAGUGAGAGCUCUACUCCCAAGGUGAUCAACGACCCUGUACACGGCCACAUCAGCCUCAGCCCUGUGUGCCAGAGAAUUGUGGACAGCAAAUAUUUCCAGAGACUCCGUCGUCUCAAGCAGCUGGGCAUGGUCUACUACGUGUAUCCUGGUGCUGCCCACAACAGAUUCGAGCACUGUCUGGGUACUUAUUACUUGGCUGGCGUGUUUGCCCGCACGCUACGAGAUAACCAACCAGAGCUAGGAAUAACCCAGCAAGACAUCACUUGUGUAGAGAUAGCUGGUCUGUGUCAUGAUUUAGGUCAUGGACCAUUUUCGCAUGUCUUUGAUAAUCGGUUUAUGCCGAUGGUUGGAGUUACAAAUUGGAAGCACGAAGACAUGUCUCUCACGCUCUUUGAUGCCAUAGUAAAGGAGUUAAAAUUAACUGAGAAAGCCCAACAGAGCUCUUCGACUGGGGGCCAAUGGAGGGAAUCAGAGAAAUUAUCUAACGAUGAUGUGACUUUCAUAAAGCAAAUGAUUUAUGGGAAGCCGCACAAGGACCUAAAACCAUCAAGGAGUUCUGAAGAGAAGCAUUUCCUUAUGCAGAUAGUAUCCAAUGAAGAGAGUGGAGUAGAUGUCGACAAGAUGGACUACUUUGCCAGAGACUGCCACCAUCUUGGAUUUAAAAACAAUUUUGACCACAUCCGUUACAUGAAGUUAGCCAGAGCAAUAAAAGUCGAUGGUAAAUGGAGGAUAUGUGUGAGAGACAAGGAGGUCCCUAACCUGUACAACAUGUACCUGACGAGAUACACUCUGACAAGAUUCGCCUACAACCACAAGGUCAACCGCUCGAUGGAGCUGAUGCUAACUGAUGCUCUCAAAGCCGCCAAAGGCUUUGAAAUACAAUACGCUGUUGAAAAGGUUGUUAAAAGUUUUACAAUCUCUGAGUGCAUAAAAGAACCAGAAGCUUACAACCAACUGGACGACACAAUUCUAGUUAAGAUUCUUCAAGCGCAGGGAUCAGACUUUAAUAAGGCUAAAGAGAUUAUCCGAAGAAUACAAAACCGUCAGUUUUAUCCAGUCAUUUAUGAAAGCCCUACUUUAUUUACAGAAUUGUUUCCAUCAAAGCAAGUUAUGAAGGAGACGAUAAAGAAAAAAUACGAUGAACUAAAAGAGGAGCUACCAGAAAAUAAAAGAAAGGAUAUAACAACUGACAUGAUCCAGUUAGAGCAGGACAAAUUUGUCACUUUGACAAUAUUUCAAAAGAUUUUCGACAAGCUCAUCAAGCAAGUAGAGACGUGCGAAGGAUAUAAAAACUGGGAUAAGCAAACAACCGACAGCGUCACAGCUUGCCUUAAACAAGUGUCACAAAAACUCACCGGCAUGGUUCUAGUAAAAGACUUAAACUUUGAUAAUGGAAAUGAUGUUCAAACAAAUAUCCAGUCUGAAUUCGAUAAAUUGAAAGAUGCGAAUUCCCCGCUCAACAAGGGUAAAACCUUAUCAAACAUCAAAGCGAUAAUCGACCAGAUGCACCACUUGGCUGAGAACUAUGUUAUACAGGUAUAUGGCUUAGACUUUGGAAAGAAGGAGAAAGAUCCUCUUGAAGAACUUUAUAUAUACACAAAGGGUGCCGAUGGUGCAAAACAGAUGAAAAAAGGGGAGUUCAGUAAGAUACUACUACCACUGACCUAUCAAGAGGCCAUAGUCAGAGUGUUCUGUAGGAAAUCUGAGACCGACAUGGACAAAAACCUGAACAAGCUGGUCAAAGAAAGCUUUAAAGAUUGGUUCAAAGAAAAUCAGAAAGAUGUAAAAGCUCAGGUUAACGAACGUAUAAUAUAUGAAGCGGGGAAAAUGCUGGAAAGAAAAAAAAAUAAUGAAGUGACUACGUAGAAGGAAAUACCUUCCGACCAGCCUGUGCUGAGCUGUUUUUAUUUUAUAAGGCUGGCUUAUCUAAGUUUCUAAGAUUCUUUAAUUUCAUAACAACAAA
This is a messenger RNA of Physella acuta, 2437 nucleotides long. Its product is annotated as deoxynucleoside triphosphate triphosphohydrolase SAMHD1. Gene Ontology annotation, molecular function: dGTPase activity. The record is from RefSeq and is a predicted model, not a curated record. NCBI's taxonomy places the organism in Eukaryota, Metazoa, Mollusca, Gastropoda, Physidae. Gene Ontology annotation, biological process: dGTP catabolic process. Gene Ontology annotation, cellular component: nucleus.